CUAAAUCUAAAUGAUUAAUCAAAACUUUAAACAACCUCAAUAAUCUGAACUCUCACAAAAACCUUAUAGAAAUGUUAGACCUUCAUCAUUUCUUAAUUCUUUUGAUCUUUUACCUACAAACUAUUAUGCUCCUCUUAAAAUUUCGGGAAAUAAAUUUAAAAAACAAAAUUACAACCUUUAGUAAAAACCUACUUCGUUAGAUCCCAUCUAAGAAUAGAGCUUACCGAAACUUGAUCAAAAAAGAAACAUAUUUUAAAAUAAUCAAAGUAGUAUACCUCAACAAUCUUCACUUUACAUCUCAGUUCUAGAGAUGAAUUCUGAUUAAAAUAGAAGAAUCAAAACCGAAAUAGAUGAAUAAAACGAAAAGAUUAAUAAGUUACUUAAAUAUAAAGGUAAACAAGUCUAGAUAGCCCCAGAUUUGCUUCUUAUUAAUUAAAGAAAUUAACUCGAACUUUUAACUUUAGAAUAAAAUGAACAACUGCCUAAAAGAAAAAUCAUGAGGAAAUUAACUAAUGGAAGGCUUUUAAGAUUAGAUCCUUGAAUAUUUUUUUAUCAGCUUGUGAUUUUAUAUUAAUAAC
Molecule: messenger RNA, 578 nt
Organism: Paramecium sonneborni
Lineage: Eukaryota; Ciliophora; Oligohymenophorea; Peniculida; Parameciidae
Source: the annotation of a GenBank genome assembly